Messenger RNA from Salvelinus sp. IW2-2015, 3324 nucleotides. Its product is annotated as histone-lysine N-methyltransferase PRDM9. Gene Ontology annotation, molecular function: DNA-binding transcription factor activity, RNA polymerase II-specific; protein binding; RNA polymerase II transcription regulatory region sequence-specific DNA binding. Gene Ontology annotation, cellular component: nucleus. Lineage: Eukaryota; Metazoa; Chordata; Actinopteri; Salmoniformes; Salmonidae. The record is from RefSeq and is a predicted model, not a curated record. Gene Ontology annotation, biological process: regulation of transcription by RNA polymerase II.
UUAUAUGAAGAUCUCCUUCAUCAUGUAAAGUAGUUUAUGAGAUUAUGUUACUGUAUAGAAACACUAAAGCGUAUGAAUAAUACUCUGGUCAUCAAAGCAUAAUCAAUAAUUGCAAAAAGUCACAUUUUAGAGGCAAGCCAUCAGUGUGAAAGGUUUGCACUUCCGGGUCAUGUAAAGGGAACAGCGCUACAAGCUACCCAUGAAUGGUUGCGGUCCGCCAUCAAAACAACUUGAAGAAGGAGAAGCUACUCAUGAAUUUUCUCCUCAAAAGUCAAAUCAGUUUUCCAAAAUUMACAUACACUAGUACCUAAAUGAUAACGAAGAUUAUUAGUAAUUACAGGUUUCAAGAAGAUCAGGUUGUCCAGUGAUGUCUGAAGAAGUGAUCGUCGUGGAGUGGGCAGAGCCUGGUGUGUCAGAGGAGGGAUGCCAAGUCCAAAUCAUUACAGACAACCCCUCUGCAGUYUUCUCUGACAGCCUCGUCCAGAAUAUAUUGGUGAACACUGUGGUACAAGGCCAAGAGGAGGAUCAUCAACUACUAGAUGACAACGGUAAUGACCUCUAUUGUGAGGAGUGUCAUACCUCCAACAAAGACCAGUGUGAUGUCCAAGGUGGUCUGUCCUUCAUGCUGGACUCACCCACUCCAAUGGGUAUACCUCAGAGGGCCCUCCUCACCCUACCCCAUGGGCUGGUGGUAGGCAGGUCCAGUAUCCCAGGGGCAGGCCUGGGGGUCCUAAACCAAGGGCCAACUGUGGCCCCAGGAAUGCACUUUGGCCCCUGUGAGGGGGAGGUGACUACCAGGGAAAGAGCAGUAGCAAGUGACUAUUCCUGGGAGGUCUGGAACAGUAAGAGUGAAUCUGAGUACAUCGAUGCUGCACGAGACACUCAUUCCAACUGGAUGAGGUAUGUUAACUGUGCUCGCAAUGAAGAGGAAGGUAAUCUCAUAGCACUCCAGUACAGGGGGAUUGUUUUCUUCCACUGCUGCCGCUCCAUCCUCCCAGGAGAUGAGUUCCUGUUUUGGCCUGGGGGCAGAUUCAUCGAAAGGUUUAGGGACCCCUCUGACCAAAUCUGGCUCCGAAAGUGCACCCCUUCAGAGUUUAGAACAGAUUUGUCGUCACAGGUUUUCCUCUGCUGUCAGUGCCAGCUUACUUUCACCACCAAGUCCUACCUUCAAAAACAUACAGAGAAAUCACACUCUCUGGACCUAUCACCUGCGUCUGCACUGAGUGAGCUUGACAAUCACCUUUCUAACGGCAAUGUGAAGCCAGACCCUAUGUCGUCGUCCUCUGUAGGGGAGUUGGCCUACCGGUGCCCUCAGUGUCCUAAGAGCUUUAAGCAGAAGGGCCACGUCCAGAGACACAUGCGAAAUGUCCACUCCAAGGUGAAACCGUACUGCUGCAUCCAUUGUAGGAGGUGUUUCGCUCAGCUGUCUUGUCUGGCCAGGCACCAGAUACGAGUUCAUGGCAAGAAGAAGAAGCAGGGAAUAGAAGAGUUUAUGUCUGAAGAGGUCAGAGGGAAGAGUCAGCCAUCCCCUAACAGGACCCAGGAAACUGAGUCCUCCACCUCCGAUGCUCCACCUACAGGGGCCUCUGUCUUAUUCCCAUGUCCUCACUGCCCAUUCUCUUCUACUGUGGAGAGCAGCCUUUGUCAGCACAUGAAGAGCCAUGACCAAAGGGAAAAGGUCAUCAAAAUGCAGGCUUUUGUAGAGGUCAGAGGGGAGAGCACCCAUAAACCCGAAUCCCCAGAACUCCCCUCUGAUGCUCUACAUACAGAGCCCCAGACAGAUGAGCCGGCACAAACAGGUGAGGAGGCCAACAGCUGCUCUCAGUGUGGGAAGAGCUUUAAACAGAAGGGCCACUUCCAAAGACACAUGCGAGCUGUCCACUCCAACGUCAGACCCUACUGCUGCCCCCAGUGCAGGAAGUGUUUCGCUCAGGGGUAUGACCUGGCGAGGCACCAGCUACGAGUUCACGGAACGAAGAAGAAGCGUCGAGUAGUAGAGGUCAGAGGGGAGAAUCUGCCCCGGCCGCCCUCUGACAGCGCCUGGGAACCGGAGCCCCCCUCCACCAAUGAUUCACCUACAGAGACCCAGACUGGAAGAGCUCCCUCUCAGAGACUAAGGAACCUCAGAGUAAAGUCCACCAGGACCUCUAAAGCCAAAACUAAGGCAAACGCACCAAAACAAAGACAAAUCAGUACCAAGAAGAGAUCCCAUUCAGAUGCUCUGGACAUGGAGAAGGAGAUGGAGGGAGAUGCUGUUGGAGAGGAGGCCCAGUACAGCUGCACUGAGUGUCAGGGAACCUACGACAACCCAGAGUCUCUCAGAUCCCAUCAGUGCAUCCAGGUUGUGGUGGGGCCGCCGCCGUACUCUUGCUCUACAUGUGGGGUUACCUUCAAACGGUACACCACCCUGAAGAAGCACAAGCUCAACAAGCACCCGAAGGAAAAUAUGCGUUAUUGCUGCACCCGCUGUGGAAGGUUCUUCAGUCAGGCUGCCGGUCUACAGCGCCACCUGGAGGCAGAAGUAUGUAAGGACAUCCAGCUGAGCUCUGAAGCGGUCCCCUGCUCCUACUGCCAAUUCUCCUUCACCGAGGAGAGGUACCUCCGGAAGCACGUUAAGAGACACCACCCUGAGGAGUAUGUCUCUCAGGCCUCAGGCCUGGGCUCAGGCCUCAUUCCGCCAGAGCCGAAGGCCGUAGAGGGAGGAGAGGUCCACCUCUGCUUUCAGUGUGGGAAGAGCUACAAGUAUGUUAAAUGCUUCAAAUCGCACAGGUGUUUCCAGUCAGUCACAGCCAAACGGUACUUGUGCAAUGACUGUGGGAAAGGUUUCUCUUGUUUCUACAGCCUUAAGCAGCAUCAGCGGAUUCACACGGGAGAGAAGCCAUACCGCUGUUCUUAUUGCGAGAAGUGUUUUAGCCACUCUGGACAGCUGAAUGUGCAUGUGAGGAUACACACAGGGGAGAAGCCUUUCCUGUGUACAGAGUGUGGAGAGACCUUCCGUCAGUCUGGGGAUCUGAAGCGCCAUGAGAGAAAACACACUGGGGUGAAACCAUGUACCUGUCCUGAAUGUGGGAAAAGCUUCAGUCGACCUCAGAGUCUGAAAGCUCACCAGCUGCUGCACAACGGAGAGAAACUGUACAAGUGUGAUCAGUGUGUCAAAAGGUUUUCACGAAAUUAUCACCUGACGAGACACCAUGAAAAGAUGCACUCAUAAUUUGGCUGCACCACACACACACUAUUUACUAUUGGGUUCAUUUGAAAACACUUGGUUAAGUUGAUAUUUCUGUAGCAGAGCAACAUUCACAGAUCAGAAUACCAUUCUAUUUA